AUGCAUUCAGAUUCUUACAAUGAACAGUGGAAUUCAUUCAAUUCCAUUGAAAGUUGUAGUAAUCUGUUUCAGGAUGAUUCUAAGUUCCGUUGCGAAUUUUCCUCUGGUGUAAAGACAAUUGCAACAGUCUCUGUCGAAUCAGGAGUAAUUCAGUUUGGAUCCACUGAAAAGAUUAUGGAGAGGCUGGAGUUUUUAGACGAAACAAAAAGGGUGUUCCAGGAGAUCAAAAAUCUUCAUGGGAUUAUUCCUCUGGCAAGUGAACCUUCAUGUUUGAACAAUGAAGCCAACGAUCUAAAUGAAUUAUUUGCUUCCUUAAUUUCAUCUGCAAACUUUCAUGGAGACAUUGCCAACAUACUUGGUGAUAAAUCUAAAGAUCUAGGAGGAAAUUGUUUAUCUCCAAUGAAUUUACAGUCUACAGCAUCUGAUGACAUGGGCUCAGCUGAUAAAACCCUGUGGUGUAGUACAUGGAGUACUGAACAUUCUUUGUUGGCUUCAUAUGACCCACAUUUGGCAUCUGAUAUUGGGGUACAGGAUUCUCUUAAGACUUGCAGAAACACAGCUCAAGACUCAACUCUCAUUCAAGGAAGCUGUGGAUAUCAGAUGGAUAAUCAGCAACAUCUACAGGGAUACCCUGUAGAGUUUAACCGAGCUGGUUGUAUUACAGAUGUUUCCAGAUCACUCAUGGAUGAUCUUUCUCAGUGGUUUGCUGCUUCCCCAGAACAGGACUUCAAUGGCAUUAAAACCAUAAUGAAUGGUGACCUGUCACCAGUGUUUGAAAGUACUUUGGUGUCGCCUAGUCUGGUUAAAGGUGAUACCUUUAUCAACCUACCAAUUGAGCAUCCCGCAACUUCUAUGCAAAGUUCCAUCACGAAUGCAUUCAGUGCUGAUGCUCAUGAGAAAUCUGUGAUCAUUCAGAGUUCUGGAAAUGAUUUGUUUAAUGGUUUGGGAACAGAUCGCGGGUGUGGUCAAGUCCGCGAGUGGGAAGAUAGUAUACUGUCAGUAGUUAGUGGUGACUGCUUGGCUGCCGGAACUGAUUUGACCAAAGAGGCGGAAGUUGGUUCUGCGGCUGGCCCCCGGAGGGGGUUAUUCUCGGAAUUAGGACUAGAAGAGCUUCUAAAUGGAAUGAAUACUACUUCCAGCUCUAUGACUAAAUGCAGUCUAGAAGACCAAUUAUCCACCAGGAAAAGGAAAUUAGAAAGUUCAUCUGUGGGCACUAAUCAGGUACGAUUAGCAAGGCUUGCUGGUUCUGGAGGGAGCAUGCAUUUGACGAGACCUUUGUAUAACUUGGACAAGACAAACUGUCUUGUACCAAAGAAAGAGGUUCUCCCAAAAUCACAGGUGGGCUUAUGGAUCGAUGAUAGUUAUAGUGUCAAUGCUAGAAGUAUGUCUCAAGCAAAACCACAGAAGGCUGAGGAUCACACAAAGACCGCCAAGAAGAGGGCAAAGCCUGGAGAGAGUACUCGACCAAGGCCCAAGGAUCGUCAGCAGAUCCAAGACCGUAUUAAAGACUUGAGGGGGAUGAUCCCCAACGGUGGCAAGUGUAGCAUUGACUAUUUGCUGGACCGCACCAUCAAGUACAUGAUUUUCUUGCAAGGUUUGACGAAACAUGCUGAUAAGCUUAAACAACCUCAUGAGCCAAAGGAGAAUGGUGUGGUUCUAAAAGAUCACAGCAGUAGAUCUGGUGGUAACAAUACUUGGGCAUUAGCAGUUGAGGGUCAAAAUGUGGUUUGCCCUAUACUCGUUGAGGACCUUAGUACACCUGGUCAAAUGGUUAUUGAGAUCCUCUGUGAGGAGCGUGGUUUCUUUCUUGAGUUAGCAGACGAAAUCCGGGGCUUUGGGUUGAAUAUCUUGAAGGGGGUGAUGGAGAGCCGAGAGGAUAAGAUAUGGGCACGCUUCAUCGUUGAGGUGAAGCUCUAA
This is a messenger RNA of Fragaria vesca subsp. vesca, 1917 nucleotides long. RefSeq lists its product as uncharacterized. The transcript is spliced from 7 exons. Bases 1 to 1917 code for a protein of 638 amino acids. Gene Ontology annotation, biological process: regulation of DNA-templated transcription. The record is from RefSeq and is a predicted model, not a curated record. Gene Ontology annotation, molecular function: protein dimerization activity; DNA-binding transcription factor activity. NCBI's taxonomy places the organism in Eukaryota, Viridiplantae, Streptophyta, Magnoliopsida, Rosales, Rosaceae.